AAAUCCAUCGAUACUAUCAUGCCAUCGAUAGUCUAAAGUUACGGCAUGUGUUUCUUCUGUCUAAUUUAAGUUUAUGGAAAAUGAUAUCGUGUAAAAAUUUAUUUGUAUUUCGGAAGCUGUCAACAGUAAGGAGUUGCCGACACUAUCAGGUCCAUUUGCGAGCGGCGUUGUCAUGCAGUUCCAGCGGAACGUCGUCGACGAGAGCUGCCUCAACAUGGAGAAUUGUGGACCUCUUGGAUAAGACGAGGAGCACAGCAGCAAGAACAGCCGCAGGCUCAGUCCGCACGAUACACACAUCUAGCACCUUACUGGCCAAAGAUUAUUACUCCGCAUUGGGAGUGGCCAAGAACGCCAGUGCCAAGGAUAUCAAGAAGGCAUACUAUCAGUUGGCGAAAAAAUAUCACCCAGACACUAAUAAAGACGAUCCAGACUCAAGUCGCAAGUUUCAGGAGGUCUCUGAGGCCUACGAGGUGCUUAGUGAUGACCAGAAGAGAAGGGAAUACGAUACCUACGGGCAAACGACCGAGAAUAUGAAUCGUCAAGGAGGUGCAGGAUUUGGAGGUGCAGGUGGGGGCCCAUUUGGAGCCGACGGUUUUUCACAGAGCUGGAAUUUUCGCUCUAGCAUUGAUCCAGAAGAACUUUUCCGCAAGAUAUUUGGCGAAGGAAAUUUUCGAUCGAACAGCUUCGAUGAUUUCGCUGAUUCGAAAUUUGGCUUUGGCCAGGCCCAGGAGUUGGUUAUGGACCUGACUUUCGCCCAAGCCGCUAGAGGAGUUAACAAAGACGUAAAUGUUAAUGUUGUUGAUCAAUGCCCCAAGUGCGCGGGAUCCAAGUGUGAGCCGGGUACCAAACCUGGACGCUGUCAGUACUGCAAUGGCACCGGAUUUGAAACUAUAUCGACAGGUCCAUUUGUGAUGCGUUCCACCUGCCGCUACUGCCAGGGCACACGCCAGUACAUUAAAUAUCCCUGCCUUGAAUGCGAGGGUAAGGGAAAGACAGUGCAGCGACGCAAGGUUACAGUUCCCGUUCCGGCUGGUAUAGAAAAUGGACAGACAGUGCGCAUGCAGGUGGGCAGCAAGGAAUUGUUUGUCACUUUUCGUGUCGAACGCAGCGACUAUUUCCGGCGGGAAGGAGCCGAUGUGCAUACGAAUGUGGCUAUCUCACUAUCCCAAGCGGUGUUGGGAGGCACUGUUCGCGUGCAGGGAGUCUAUGAGGAUCACUGGAUCAAUAUUGAGGCUGGAACUUCGUCACAUCACAAGAUCACCAUGAGGGGCAAGGGACUGAAGCGAGUAAAUGCCCAUGGCCACGGUGAUCACUAUGUCCACGUCAAAAUCGAUGUCCCUCAGAAGCUAAGCAACGAGCAGCGAGCCCUUGUCGAGGCCUACGCCGAAUUGGAGUUGGACACUCCCGGCCAGAUAAAUGGCAUAGCCAACCGUAAAGACGGCAGUAAGAAAGCAACCGCAGGCGCGAGUGGCAAGAGUGAUGCCGCCAAAACAGGAUCAGGAAAUGAAGAAACCACAGAACAGGCAAAAGGUCAAACCGAACAAAACGCCACCCCACACGGCGAGGGAGAAGACAGCAGAGCCCAGCAAAAUGAAAGCGGAGGCUUCUUAAAAAAACUUAAAUCAAUGUUUAAUUAAAAAAAUUAAUCAAUUAAACUUUCACUUGAUCCAAGUGUGUUUGUUAAAGUUUAAGCAGAUGAUGCCCCCUAUGUUAAGCGUUAUUUUUUAAGUCUAUGGGGGUUAAAGAUUUGUAUUCCAAAACAAGGGAGACUUGUGCGAAGAAAAUAAACCAAAUUGACACUCCAAGUCACUAAAUUA
Drosophila willistoni is the source of this 1817-nucleotide messenger RNA. Its product is annotated as protein tumorous imaginal discs, mitochondrial. The coding region runs from base 81 to 1637 and encodes 518 amino acids. Gene Ontology annotation, molecular function: ATP binding; heat shock protein binding. The transcript is spliced from 2 exons. Lineage: Eukaryota; Metazoa; Arthropoda; Insecta; Diptera; Drosophilidae. Gene Ontology annotation, cellular component: mitochondrion. The record is from RefSeq and is a predicted model, not a curated record. Gene Ontology annotation, biological process: protein folding; negative regulation of apoptotic process; mitochondrion organization.